CUUGUCUCCUCAUCAUACUUCGCUCAUCCCUCUCCAAGGUUUCUUGAAACUCCACCGCCGCUUUCGGUAUCAUACCAGCAUUUAACUCUCCCAUCUCUAAAUCAUCUCAUCUCAUUUCACUUAACUCAUCUUCACAAUGGUAUUUAUGCGCUCUUUCUCCCGCCAACUUCGGCGACCUGCCACCUCUCUUCUCUCCAAGGGAGCCUUCGCGCCCGCGGCCAGCAGCCCAUUCCGGGCUGCUCCUCUGGCCAACUCGAUCGCUGGUGCACGUACGCUAACCGCCUCCGCGAAUCUACAGGGCAAGGUUCUUAUGGUCCUCUAUGACGGCGGUGAGCACGCCAAGCAGCAGCCCGGUCUUCUGGGUACCACUGAAAACGAGCUCGGCUUGAGAAAGUGGCUCGAGGAGCAGGGUCACACCCUGGUCACCACCUCCGACAAGGAGGGCGAGAACUCGACCUUUGACAAGGAGCUCGUCGACGCUGAAGUCAUCAUCACCACUCCCUUCCACCCCGGUUACCUCACUGCUGAGCGUCUGGCCAAGGCCAAGAACCUCAAGAUCGCCGUCACUGCUGGUGUCGGUUCCGACCACGUUGACCUGAACGCUGCCAACAAGACCAAUGGCGGUAUCACCGUCGCUGAGGUCACCGGCUGCAACGUCGUCUCCGUCGCUGAGCACGUUGUCAUGACCAUCCUGACCCUGGUUCGCAACUUUGUUCCCGCCCACGAGCAGAUCCGCCGCGGCGAGUGGGACGUUGCCGCUGUCGCUAAGAACGAGUUCGACCUCGAGGGCAAGGUCGUUGGUACCGUUGCCGUCGGCCGUAUCGGAGAGCGUGUCCUCCGCCGUCUCAAGCCCUUCGACUGCAAGGAGCUCCUCUACUACGACUACCAGCCCCUUUCCCCCGAGGUUGAGAAGGAGAUCGGCUGCCGCCGCGUCGACGACCUCGAGGAGAUGCUCGCUCAGUGCGAUGUUGUCACCAUCAACUGCCCCCUGCACGAGAAGACCCGCGGUCUGUUCAACAAGGAGCUCAUCUCCAAGAUGAAGAAGGGCUCUUGGCUCGUCAACACCGCUCGUGGUGCCAUCGUCGUCAAGGAGGAUGUCGCCGAGGCCGUCAAGUCUGGCCACCUCCGCGGAUACGGUGGUGACGUCUGGUUCCCCCAGCCCGCCCCCGCCGACCACCCUCUGCGCACCGUCCAGGGCCCCUGGGGCGGCGGCAACGCCAUGGUUCCUCACAUGUCCGGUACCUCCAUCGAUGCCCAGAUCCGUUACGCCAACGGUACCAAGGCCAUCCUCGAGAGCUACUUCUCCGGCCGCCACGACUACCGCCCCCAGGACCUCAUUGUCCACGGCGGUGACUAUGUUACCAAGGCCUACGGUCAGCGCAACAAGGCCUAAAUGGAAAACGAUGAUGAUGAGAUGCAUGGAUCGAUCUGUAUUCGGCCUAUUUCCUCCCGUUAUGAUUAGCUUAUGAUACCUGAAAUCAAAACUUUUUCUUACUGUUCAAACA
Aspergillus vadensis CBS 113365 is the source of this 1505-nucleotide messenger RNA. It is a transcript of the gene fdh, whose product is annotated as formate dehydrogenase (NAD+) FDH1. Gene Ontology annotation, cellular component: cytosol. Gene Ontology annotation, molecular function: NAD binding; oxidoreductase activity, acting on the CH-OH group of donors, NAD or NADP as acceptor; formate dehydrogenase (NAD+) activity. The record is from RefSeq and is a predicted model, not a curated record. The transcript is spliced from 4 exons. NCBI's taxonomy places the organism in Eukaryota, Fungi, Ascomycota, Eurotiomycetes, Eurotiales, Aspergillaceae. Bases 137 to 1393 code for a protein of 418 amino acids.